Messenger RNA from Grammomys surdaster, 6931 nucleotides. RefSeq names its product folliculin interacting protein 2 (gene Fnip2). The transcript is spliced from 18 exons. NCBI's taxonomy places the organism in Eukaryota, Metazoa, Chordata, Mammalia, Rodentia, Muridae. Gene Ontology annotation, molecular function: protein-folding chaperone binding; ATPase inhibitor activity. The record is from RefSeq and is a predicted model, not a curated record. Bases 84 to 3566 code for a protein of 1160 amino acids. Gene Ontology annotation, cellular component: cytoplasm.
UCAGAUAACGAAGGAACUUUCCAGAGUGCUCUAGUCUACACUGAGGGUCAGGAUCAACUGAAGAGCAUCUAUGCCCUCAGGAGAUGUGUGGUGGUACAGCAAACAGUACAAACUGGCCAGUAGGCCAGCAGGAGUCAGCCAGAUGCGUGACUGAUGCCACAUCUGGUGCUGGGAGGAUUUUCAAGACACUUGUAUGUGCAAAGAUCCCAAAAUGUGCCAGAGGAGGACGGGACACAAAGUCCACAGACCUCAACCACAGUUGGUCAUGCUCGGAGUUUGACUUGAGUGACAUUCGCCUGAUAGUGUACCAGGACUGUGAGAGGAGAGGCAGACAAGUCAUGUUUGAUUCCAGAGCCGUUCAGAAGAUGGAGGAGGCGGCAGCUCAGAAAACAGAGGAUGUCCCUAUUAAGAUGUCAGCCAGAUGCUGUCAGGAAAGCAGCAGUGUCAGCAGCAGCAGCUCUUCUCAUAGCUUCGGAGGAUCUUUACAGCACACUAAGGAGCAGCUUCCAAAGUACCAAUACACGAGACCAGCAUCUGAUGUCAACAUGCUGGGGGAAAUGAUGUUCGGCUCGGUUGCAAUGAGUUACAAAGGCUCCACCCUGAAGAUACACUACAUACGAUCUCCUCCACAGCUGAUGAUCAGUAAAGUGUUUUCUGCUAGAAUGGGUAGCUUCUGUGGAAGUACAAAUAACCUGCAGGACAGCUUCGAAUACAUCAACCAAGAUCCUCAGGCUGGAAAACUGAACACAAAUCAGAACAGUUUGGGUCCUUGUCGUACUGGAAGUAAUCUAGGUCUGCUGCAGGCGUGCAGCGGCAAGCUGCUGCAGGGGUUGUCUGAAGGAGGACCUCUCCGGCUCACCCGGAGCGCUUCUUUCUUUGCAGCACACAGCACACCUGUUGAUAUGCCAAGCAGAGGGCAGAAUGAAGACAGGGACAGUGGCAUUGCUCGAUCAGCUUCACUGAGCAGCCUUUUGGUCACACCCUUCCCGUCUCCGAGCUCCUCUACAUCCUCCUCCAGCAGUUACCAGCGCCGCUGGCUGCGAAGUCAGACAACGAGUUUGGAAAAUGGCAUCUUUCCAAGGAGGUCAACUGAUGAGACAUUUAGCUUGGCUGAAGAAACGUGUAGCUCUAACCCAGCCAUAGUUAGAAGGAAGAAAAUCGCCAUCAGCAUCAUCUUUUCCUUGUGUGAGAGAGAGGCAGCACAGCAGGAUUUCCAGGACUUCUUUUUCUCCCAUUUCCCUCUGUUUGAAUCUCACAUGAACAGGCUGAAGAGUGCAAUCGAAAAGGCCAUGAUCUCCUGUAGGAAGAUCUCUGAAUCAAGUCUCCGUGUCCAGUUCUAUGUGAGCCGUCUGAUGGAAGCACUGGGAGAAUUCAGACGGACUAUCUGGAACUUAUAUUCUGUUCCAAGGAUAGCUGAACCAGUAUGGCUUACCAUGAUGUCAAACACCUUGGAAAAAAACCAACUCUGCCAGCGCUUUCUCAAGGAAUUUAUACUUCUGAUUGAACAAGUCAACAAAAACCAGUUUUUUGCUGCCUUACUGACUGCGGUGUUAACCUACCACCUAGCCUGGGUACCAACUGUCAUGCCUGUUGACCACCCUCCCAUUAAAGCCUUCUCGGAGAAGCGUACCUCUCAGUCAGUGAACAUGCUGGCCAAAACACAUCCAUAUAAUCCUCUCUGGGCACAGCUGGGUGACCUUUAUGGAGCCAUAGGCUCUCCAGUGAGAUUGACUCGCACUGUGGUGAUUGGGAAGCAGAAGGACUUGGUCCAGCGCAUUCUUUAUGUUCUGACCUACUUUCUCCGUUGCUCUGAACUGCAAGAGAAUCACCUGACUUGGAGUGGGAAUCAUAGUGAGGAUGACCAGGUUAUAAAUGGGAGCAAGAUCGUAACCGCCUUGGAAAAAGGAGAGGUGGAAGAGUCUGAGUAUGUGGUAGUUACAGUGAGCAAUGAGCCUGCUCUGGUACCGCCAAUCCUACCACCAGGGACAUCUGAGAGGAGGAGCCCUGAGCCUACAGUAGUAGCUGAGAUCCCAGAAGGCAUCAAUACUAGUGAACUGGGUCACAGACCUGAAAAACACAGGUGCAAGAGCCCAGAGCAGAAUUCUGAGGCCAGUAGCAUGGGAUUCCAAGAGGCAGAACCUGACAGUUCGUGGACACCUCAAAGCAUAUUCUGUGAGGACAAACAGAAUGACCAAGAGGCAGUCCAGGAUUGUUCUUCAAGACCUCCCAGCUGUGAGGUGCCCAAGGUAAGAAGAAGGAUGGACCAACAAACCUUCCGUGUGGAGCUGCCUGGGGAGAUGCUAAAGAAAGAAGCAGAGUGGUCAGCAGCCUGGCCUUGCCCUGACAGACAUUCCCAGGAGGAUCGUCCUGUUGAAAAGGUCACUUUCCACAUUGGAAGUUCCAUCUCCCCAGAGUCUGACUUUGAAAGCCGCACCAAAAGAAUGGAGGAGCGGUUAAAGGCCUCUGGACAUUUUCUUGGGGCCAGUGCCUCUGCCAGGUCUAGUAUGGACACUGGCCUGACUCAAGACCAGCAGGGCUCUGGGUGCUCCUUCAACGCUGAUUUUCAAAAGGACAUCACACCUCAAGACCACUCUUCAGGGGGGGAAGGUGUCUCUGAGGACAGAGGCCUCCGAGCCAACAUGGGACAUACUGUGGGACAACUUAGCCAAGUUGGUGGCCCCCUUACACAUUCAAUUCGUGCAGCAGGAAGUGGCCGGACACUGCCGGAACAGACUAGAGAUGUGCAAUUAAAAGGCGACAAAGGACCUUCAUCAGAGCCUAUUUCAAACAGAUGUAGACAGCAGGGUGGCCUGCUGAUUGCUACAGAUGUCCCCUGUGGGGAUGCCAGUGGUAAGGCCAACUACAGGAGCGAAGGAGACAUUCCCAGGAAUGAAAGCUUGGAUAGUGCUCUUGGAGACAGUGAUGAUGAAGCGUGUGUUUUGGCCCUGCUAGAACUAGGUCACAGUUGUGACAGGACUGAAGGGUCCUUGGAAGUGGAACUGCCUCUGCCAAGGUCUCAGAGCACCAGCAAGCCAAAUGUUAGAAAUUUUGGCCGCUCACUUCUGGCAGGUUACUGCGCCACGUAUAUGCCUGACUUGGUGCUGCACGGAACCAGCAGUGAUGAGAAGCUGAAGCAGUGCCUGGCAGCUGAUCUGGUCCACACGGUGCAUCAUCCAGUGCUCGAUGAACCGAUAGCCGAAGCUGUCUGUAUCAUUGCAGACACUGACAAGUGGACUGUCCAGGUGGCCACGAGUCAGAGGAAAGUGAUGGACACCAUGAAGCUGGGCCAGGAUGUCUUGGUCUCUAGUCAGGUGUCCAGUUUACUUCAGUCCAUCUUACAGCUCUAUAAGCUUCACCUCCCUGCUGAUUUUUGCAUCAUGCAUCUGGAAGACAGGCUACAGGAGAUGUACCUCAAAAGUAAAAUGCUUUCAGAAUAUCUCCGGGGACACACACGUGUGCACGUGAAAGAGCUGAGUGUGGUGUUGGGGAUUGAAUCCAAUGACCUGCCUCUGCUGACGGCCAUCGCCAGCACUCACUCUCCGUACGUGGCGCAGAUCCUCUUAUAGCCGACUGCAGGACAGUUCUCAUUGGAAAAUGAGACCGGAAGGAGGAAGCUCUCAGUGACCGCAGAGGCUUGAGAACAUGGAGCGGUUGCCCGCCCCUCGUUGUUCGUGUGGCUGCUGCCUAGUGGCUGUUACACUGGGAGGCUUGCGUUUACUCCACGCAGUGGCAAUUUGUGAUUGUUCAAGAUCACUUUGAGCCACUGUCUCCUCCCAGGAAUCAAAAGAAAGUUACCUUUCUGGUGGGAGGGAAACGUAAGCACCAUGGUCAAAGUAGGCAGACGCCCCUGUGCUGUUGGGUAGAAUGCUGAGGGCUGACUGGAGUAGGGGGUAACCAAUGUCUAGAACAUUCCAGUAAGAAGAUAUUCCUAUUUAAGCAUGAGAGAACAUAAAGGGUUGUUCUAAGAACAGGCUGUGGCUCCUAGGUCAGGGCUCUUCUAGGAACAUUGACCUGAAGAAAGCGGCAUUUUGCCAGUGUCAGCCCGGAGCUGCAGCAGCGACUGUUGGACACAGGAUGUGGAUCGUCUGUUGAGAGGAGAGAGAGAGAGCUCUGGAGACCCACGGUUGUCACUUCUCAGAGCUUCCUGUGGUUCCAGUCCAGCCACAGGCAGGUCUAAGAGGGAUUGCUGGUGUAAUAAGCCCAGGAUGCAAUGUAGCACCCUGUUCUGUCAGGUGUUUUGGAGUACAUAGUCUGACACUGGGUAUUCAGCUCUGGCUUUAGUGUCUUUAGCCUUCUCCAGAAAGACUUUUUACCAAAGUUGUUUCCAUGAGCUCAGGAGGUUUGUGGGUGAGCUCGGCCAGCCCAAGCCUCUUUCCUCCUAGCAGUCCGCGCUGGUGCUGUUCAUGUGGUAAGGUGCAGCUGCCAGCUAGGGAGGGAACCUGCAGCAGCUCUGACAAGGACAGCAGGCGCCCGAACAUUGAGAAGCAGUCCGUGUGCGAUCUCAGUUUUUACACUGUCAGUCCUGCACUUUUUAAUCCCUUUCAUAUUUCUUUAAAAAAAAAAAUCUUUCCAGAAAUUAACUUGAUCAUUUGUAAAACUUACCAAAGUGAAGAACUGUAAAAGCCCAAUUGGUCAUUAAACCUAAAGAACCUUAGUUUACUGACCAUAAAACAGUCCAUGUUGAAAUACUUUAAAAACAAAAAUUCUGGUGUUUAAAAAGACAGGAGCCAGUCAAGUAAAGUCAAACACUGUCAGCUCCUCGGUCUUCCCACGAGUUUCUGGUGCCUGAGAAUGUGGGAUAGCUUCUAGGGGCUCUUCUAGUUUAUAUCUGAUCAAAUCCUAAUCCAUGCGACAUGUUUGUCUCUCUUCAUUACAAAUACAAGUUAGCUGAGACCAUGUGCUCCCUAUGCUACUGAGGACAAAUGCCGACAUUAUCUCUUAGAAGUGGGCCAGAGUGUGGACUCUCAUGACCCCCUCCCUCCUUUUCCUUCUCUCCCUCUCCCUCUCCCUCCUCUUCCUCCUUCCCCUUUCCCUCUUGCCCUAAGCAUCUCUCAUUUUUCUGUGAUAUGUGAAAAUAGAUGUUGCUUCAAGGCACUUAAGAUCUUUAAUUUGCAUUUUUCGUAUUUCACAAAGUUGAAGUGUCCCAUUCUUUUAAAUAUCUUCCAUUUUCUAUUACCGGACAUUUGUUUGCUCUUUUCAGUUUCCUGGCUCUGUGAUAUCCUAGUUUGCCAGGGAACCCCACAUGCGGCUCGGCUUUCCAGGCACUUGUUUUUCCUUGGUGUGGAUGAGCUGUCAAAGCAGACCUCAGCCACCAUUGCCAGCCUAGAGCUCUCCCUUCUUUCUCCUGGCUUCUCUCGUUUACACGUGGACUCAGCAUCUUUCACCAGCUUCUGAGGUUUUGGAGAAAAUAACUCAAUAUAGAAUCAGUUUCUUGUGUAGAUAGAGUAACAUGUUGACAGCCAGACUCGGGGAAUUGAGCUGUCAUCAGGUUAAUUCUCAGUUUCAUGAAGAAAAACUUAGCCCAGCACUUCAUAGCCAGAAAAAAGUUAAGCCUGCCUCUCAAUCCAAUGCUCCAAAUUUCAGAGGAAAAGUGGGAAACCCUGGGCUCACAUGGGUUAUCUCAGUACCCCACUGUCUCUUGCUAUUGCAGAGAAAGAUGUGCUGCUCUUCUCCUGGCUCCCAAGGUGUGGGGUGUUCACGUUUCCUUUGUCUUAAAUUCAGCCUCUUCUCAGAAAACAAAGCAUCUCAUGGACUUUUGUUGAGAUACACCCACAUCCUGUACCAAGGAUGACGUCAUUCUGUCAUAGCCGAAGAGUCCAAAACUAUCCUACCUUCUAGGCAUAACUCAAGGGACAAAACAUUUUCUAAAAUGUUUAAAGAAAUCUACCUCAGUUGACAGGAUUCCACCUACCCUUAGGGUUUCUUCGGCUCUUCAGUCUUACCUGUUAUGUGUCACUGGGCAGCACUCUGCUUGUUUGACUAAGCAGGGCUCAUGAGGCACAGCAGAGCAGAAGCGUGUCAGUGUCCUGUGAUGACCUCUUUCUAGCAUGUUGUAGUUUUAUAUUUGUUAAGUUGAUAAGUGAUAUGAAUGUAUAGGCAAUUGUGUAUGUUUUCAAAAAGGACAAUGAAAAUUUAAUAUGUAGCUUCCAUACUUGUGCAUAAUUCCAAAGUAUCUUAUUUUAUCAGUGUUAAAUAGCUUUUGUACAGCUUCAGCCCAUUUUCCAGACGCGUGCUGUUUUAUACGGGAAGUAACUCAUCUUCUCACACCUCAUGGAGCUGGUUUACACAUCGCAACUUUUUAAAUUACUGUGGUUUUCAGAACUAACUUUUUUGGAAGGAAGAAAUUCCCCGCUUGCUAAAUGAUGCUAAACUGUUGUCUGGGCUCUUAAAUAUCAGGUCUUUGGAUUUUAUAAACUAGUCUGUAGCUUUUUAGGUUCUCUGUUAGUUGGAUGUACAUAAAGAAUAUAAAACAACUCUCAAAUGCUUUUAAAUGUCUGGAGUUUUCCAUUGAUGCACACUCGGGGAUUAUGUUCACGCAGACUUUCAUCAUUAAAUUGAAAAGGUCCACAGCUUCUCUCAGUUAAUGUGGACCCUUUGUUUUUAUUGUGCUUGGUAGAGAAGAACACACUUCUUGCCUAAAUCAAGCAGCCCCCUUCAAAUGUUAAUUUUUUAAAAUGUUAAAAUUUGGUGAGCAUCUGGAACAUGUAUUUGCAUUAUGUUUAAAUUUCAGUGUUUUAAAAAGGAGACCAUUCUGGGGUGUGUUAUUAUUGAUCUUUCAUUAAGAGAAUGGAUAGGACUGUUUUUUAAGUCAGUUGAGUGGAUCCAACUGUCAGUGUGUGGAAACUUUUUCCUAAAAUAACAUUCAUGCAUUAUUUCGAUCCAUUUUUCUGUGACAUUUGGUGCAAUAAACUUUUUGAAUUUAUCUUGCUUA